AUGGAGGUGGGGCGCGUGUCAGGGAGCUUCAUCCUCAAGUCCGCGCAGCAAGAGGAGGCUCUUCAUUGCAUCUGGUAUGCUCUUAGGAGGUGGCAACUUGUCCCCCGGCGGAUCAUCCUCUUCCCAACGACGGCUUAUUUGUCGAUCAAUCGGAGAUGA
Messenger RNA from Spirodela intermedia, 159 nucleotides. The record is from the annotation of a GenBank genome assembly. NCBI's taxonomy places the organism in Eukaryota, Viridiplantae, Streptophyta, Magnoliopsida, Alismatales, Araceae.